GGUUGGACAUGGUUUAAAAGGAACUAGGCGAAUGGGAGUUCAGGAAAUGGUUGUUAUGUUCUUAAAGAUGGUUGGACAUGGAAUUGGAGUGGGCAAUAGGAUGUUAUAAGAAAGAUUUCAACACUCCGAUGAAACUGUAAGUAUGCAUUUUCAUAGAGUAUUAGUUUCUUGUCUAAGGCUCGCUAUUGAAUACAUCAAACCAUGAGAUCCACAAUUUCGUUAUAUCGACACAAAAAUUCGAAAUGAUCGGCGAUAUUGGCCAACUUUCAAGAAUGCUAUAGGAGCAAUUGAUGGUACUCAUAUCACGUGUGUGGUUAGUGCUAGUGAGCAACCCAAAUUUAUUGGUAGAAAGGGACAUCCAACACAAAAUGUAAUGGCUGCAUGUGAUUGGAGCAUGUGCUUUAUUUUUGCAUUACCAGGAUGGGAAGGCACCGCACACGAUGCUCAAGUAUUUGACAAUGCCCUCACAACUCCUUCUAUGAAAUUUCCACACCCACCUCUAGGUAAGUAUUAUUUGGUGGAUGAUGGGUACCCAACACCAACCGAGUAUUUUGGUCCAUAUAGACGUGAACGCUAUCACCUUCCAGAUUUUAGGCGUUCAGCUGGAUUUUCAAAUCAUAAUGAGGUGUUCAAUUAUUACUAUUCAAGUUUAAGGUGCACGAUAGAAAAUACUUUUGGGGUAUGGAAGAGAUUUGAAAUUUUGCGUCAUAUGCCAAGGUACAAAUUUGAAACACAAGUUCAAAUAGUGAGUGCAACAUUGACCUUACACAAUUUUGUCAGAAGGAAGUCUGAAACUGAUUCUAACUUCCAUCGCUAUGAAUGAGAUGAUAUAGAUGAGCAUGAAGGUGAUGGUUAUGUUGGUGAGUAUGCAUUCGUUGGUUCAAAUGUAAGAUCUUUGACGGAAAUGGAUGUUCUUCGUGACUUAAUCAAAGAUCAAA
Molecule: messenger RNA, 938 nt
Organism: Lotus japonicus
Lineage: Eukaryota; Viridiplantae; Streptophyta; Magnoliopsida; Fabales; Fabaceae
Exons: 2
Coding region: 374-823 (149 amino acids)
Source: RefSeq, a predicted model, not a curated record